Molecule: messenger RNA, 1756 nt
Organism: Ictalurus punctatus (channel catfish)
Lineage: Eukaryota; Metazoa; Chordata; Actinopteri; Siluriformes; Ictaluridae
Product: N-acyl-aromatic-L-amino acid amidohydrolase (carboxylate-forming) B
Exons: 7
Coding region: 381-1358 (325 amino acids)
Molecular function (GO): hydrolase activity, acting on ester bonds; aminoacylase activity
Source: RefSeq, a predicted model, not a curated record
GUAGUUGGGGGUGAACGGUGCACUGCAGAGCACACACCCAAGCUCACUAUAAAUUCAGAGGAGCAGCAUGAAGGAGUGUGUGUGUGUGCGCGUGCGUGUGUAUGCGCGCGUGUGUGAAAGAGGCAGGACGUGACUGCUGAGUCAGUUAAACUGUAGUACAGCAGCGAGAAUGGUCAGUGAGCAAUGCAGCAGCCAAAAGAAACUGGACAGCUGAAAAACUUCUCUCAGCUACUCAGGAUGGACAGAACACACUCGUGCUAGUCAUGGCGACUCCAGACCAGGAUCAGGAUCAGGUUAGCUAACCUCAGUCAGAGCUCUAAGUCAAAGGACAAAGGUGGUGUCCCGAACAGGAGGUUCAGGAUCGUGUGCGAGUCUGAGCGAUGGAGAGGGAACACCGCUCCCAUCUCAGAAGUAAGCCAGCAGUAGUGACCGUCCCGGCUCUGUACCGCGUGGCCGUGUGUGGUGGUACCCACGGCAACGAACUGGCUGGGGUUUACCUGCUGCGGCAGAGCAUGAAGAGGAAGCGGAAGGGCAGCAUGGCGGAUCCGGUUACUAUGGUAACGGUGAUGACAAACCCACGUGCUGUGCAGCAGUGUGUACGUUACAUGGAGGUGGACCUCAACCGCUGCUUCACACACACUACACUGAGUGCCCCCGUCUCUGACGUCACCCCGUACGAGGUUGUUCGGGCUCAGGAGCUGAACGCUCUGCUCGGUCCUAAAGGCGGUUCUGCUGCGGUGGAUCUGCUCUGUGAUCUUCACAGCAGCACUGCCAACGUGGGCCUCUGCCUCAUCGCUCACUCCGACAGCGACUGGAUCUGCCUGCACAUCUGUAAACACCUGCAGGCAAGACUGGCCACCAUUCCAGUUCGGUAUGUCCACUACGAUGUUCCUAAGAGUGAGGCUUACACGUUGCACUCUGUUGGGAAACACGGAUUUGCGAUGGAGGUCGGUCCUCAGCCACAUGGCGUGAUCAGAGCCAACGUUUUUACUGCCAUGCAGGAGGCUGUUCAUCUCACACUUGAGUGGGUUCGUCUGUUCAACUCAGGGACCCAGUUUGAAGGCGGCUCGGUGGACGUUUAUACGAUGGUGGAGAACAUCAAAUACCCUCAAGAUCCUCUCACACACACCAUCACAGCUGCGGUGCAUCCAGAACUACAGGAUAGAGAUUUCUGUCUCCUGCACCCAGGUGACCCCGUCUUCCUCUCUUUCUCCGGAGAGACUCUGAGGUACAAAGGGAAAGAAGCGCUCUAUCCUUUCUUCGUCAACGAGUGUGCGUUCUACGAAACGGGUGUCGCUCUGUCUCUAGCGAGGAGAAGGAAGGUGGAGAUUCCAGACAUCCAGUGCAGCAGAAUGUGAAGAGCAUACUCCAGAGAGAAAGACGAGAAAUAAAGAGACUCCAGUGUAAUACAGAUUGGGCUUCUUAAAUACAUCCUUGAAGGUUUUUAGUCAUACCAUAACCCAUUACUACUCCAUACCGAAACCCUGAACCUCAAACCCUCUACUCUAACCAGAACUCCAACACCAACUUCUAUCCUCAACUCCUAGCCCUAACCCCUAACCAUGAUACACCACUUAUCUAACUACAAUGCUAAAAUCUUAACAUCUUUAUCUAAUCACGUGAUCAUUGAUGGGAAUUAAAUGCCUGGAAUUUCCAAUGAAGAACUGAUGAGGAACCUCACUGAGUGAUGAUGAGGUAGUAGCUUGCCACUUAAAGUGCCCAUGGAAUAAAAAUGGGUGUUUCAGAAUUUUUUCAA